GUGCGGCGUGGGGCAGAGCUGAGGCAUCACAGCUGUUCCCUCAUUUCCCAGCAGACUAGCAAGCGCUGCACACACACAGAGCUGUUUAGCCAAGCUGCCCCUCUCCAUACCCAGAGGAACCCCUGCAACUGGAGCAGAACCCAAGAAUAAGGCCAAGUUUGGACCGAAUGGAGCAGUUUGCUCAUCGAGGGAAGAUGCCAGUCACAGUCGCCAUAAUCUUCCUGAUGCUGAUCGCAGGAUGGAGUGACUCGGAGAAAAUCUUUCAUAACAGAGAUCACUCAGAUUUUGAUGUGCAGAAUAUACCACAUGCGGGUGCGAUCCUGACCCCCGAGGCUGCCCAGCAAUACCUUGUAAAAUAUGGCUGGGUUGCUCCUGUAAAUUGGGAGGAGCAAGCGUUUACAGAUUUCCCUGUACAUGAUUUGGCACCACAAGACGUCUCCCAGCUGAUAUCAGAGGGAGAAUCUGAGGAGCAUCCUAGAGUCAGUAAUUCAAGUGAAAAUGAAACUGAGAUAAACCCUUCCUUCAUAGACUCCUUGAAAAAAUUCCAGGAUGCAAACGGGCUAACUGCUACAGGAGUCCUGGAUAGUGCUACAAAGAUAGCCAUGAACAAGCCACGCUGUGGUGUUCCUGACUUCAAAGUUGCAUCAAGACGCAAGAAUGCAACUCUAAGUUUUACGGAUGCAGACAGCAACUCUCACAAUAGCUCACAAGCUGGUGCAACUCAACGGAGGAAGAGAAGUUUCCUUUCUAAAAUGGUUGAACACUACAGGCAAAAAAGAGAAGCCAAAGACACCAUGGGAAGCAGCAAUUCCAAACGGUUUUCAAGGAAUACGGUGAAGUGGAGGCUAAUGGGAGAAGGGUACAGCAUGCAGCUGACCAUACAACAACAGAGGGCAAUUCUUGCCUUGGCUUUCCGUAUGUGGAGCGAGGUUGUCCCUCUUCUAUUUGUGGAGGACCUCACAGGAGAUGAUAUAGAUAUUCGAAUUGGCUUUGGAACAGGACAGCACCUUGGCUGCUCACAGGCAUUCGAUGGGGUGGGGCAGCAGUUUGCUCAUGCCUGGUACCUCGGGGAUAUUCAUUUCGAUGAUGAUGAACACUUUGUUGGACCAUCCAGUGAGCAUGGAAUCAGCCUUUUAAAGGUUGCGGUGCAUGAGAUUGGCCAUGCCCUUGGACUGAGCCAUAUAAACCGUGAAGGAUCUGUCAUGCAGCCAAAUUAUAUCCCUCAGGAGCGCCAUUUUGAGCUUGACUGGGAAGACAGAAAAGCAGUACAGGAAAAAUAUGGUGCCUGUGAUGGCAGCUUCAGCACAGUUUUUGAUUGGAUAAGGAAAGAACGGACUCCACGCGGAGAAACAGUCUAUCGAUUUAACACUUAUUUUUUUAAGACAAAUUGGUACUGGAUGUAUGAGAACAAGAGCAAUCGAACACGAUUUGGGGACCCUCUUCCUAUCAAAGGCGGCUGGAAUGGUAUUCCAGAUAAAGACAUUGAUGCCUAUGUUCAUGUAUGGACUUGGAACAUUGAUGCACAGUACUUUUUCAAAGGCACCCAAGUCUGGCGCUAUGACCCUGACAAAGACAGGGCAUUUACAGAGGACUGGAGGAAAGUCAAAUAUCCCCAGCCUAUUGCCGACGUGUUUCCAGGAAUCCCAAGUCCAGUGGAUGCGGCUUAUUUCAACAAGAAGGAGCGUUUCAUCUACUUCUUCAGAGGAAAUAAUGUUACUGCCUUUAGUGUUGAUAAAAAUCAAAAAGUGGAAAAGUUCCCAAAAUCCAUCAUUGACGUAUUCCCACCUGUGGAUCCCAAUGACCACCCCAGAGGAAAUAUCGAUGCUGUCUAUUUCUCUUAUUCCUACCAAACAACGUUCUUCAUCAAGGACAAGUAUUACUGGAAAAUGGUUAUUGAUCAAGAAAGACAAACCAACUCCUCUCUGCCUUUGAAUGGAUUAUGGCCCCGCAAGAAAAUCAACUCCCAGUGGUUUGAUAUUUGUGAUGUCCAUCCUUCUGUACUCUUGCUGUCAACAUAAGGAGCAACGGUUAAGGCUUCCAUCAGAAGGACUGUAUAGACUUGAUGUCUUUGAAUACAUUUCACCUUCAGCCAUCCCUGUGGACAACCAACAGACUGAGGACUUCUGCUGUGCAAAGAAGACUAGAACGUUGGGCAAUCAUUGGUUCUUUAAUAAAGUACCAUCUAAUUAUUAGUUUAGAGUAUCCAUUUACCUAAAUACAGUGUUAUGAAGUGGGCAAGCGAGAGUUAUCGGAAUUCCAAUACUGAUCAUGCAUUUGUCUUGGUUAAAAGUUACCGAUGCCUUGGCCAUUGCUGCCAUGCUUUGAUGUACAGGCCUAGUUACACCGCUUUUAUUUACUACAUUUCUCAUGCAGAAUUUACUUUAGAUAGACUUUAGCAUCAUAUAUUAGAGAAUGGCGGUGUGGUGGUACAAAACCUAAUAACGACACCCUUAUAAAACCAACAAAAUUCUGGAAGUGAUGUUAUGCUGCUAGUGUUAUUUUUUAAAAGGAAUUUCCAAAAAUAUGGUUCUAUUUAUUUAUCUAUCCAUUUUGCCAAUAUUUAUGUUUCCUAAGCCUUAAGGUAUGAUGAAGACUAUAAGGUUUGUUUACCCUUACAUUUGGUUCCUUCUAAUGUGGUAAAUAAGACAAGGACGAAUGGACAUCUUCUCACUUCCUCUGGAAUAAGGACUUUGGAGAAGGUUCUAUGAGUUGCAUGGAAUAUUUGAGAAGAAAUUUUUCUCUCUCUACUUUUGUUUCUUAUUGGCUUUUUGCUGAUGUUGUUCUGCAUUUUAAUAUAUUUUAAUGAAACAGAUCAGCCCUUGGACUUCAUUGACCGAUAAUACAUCCCAUUGCUUGGGCUACUUGUAAUACUGCAUGUUCUGGGGGUAGUAUUUUAUCUUGGAAUCCCACGCAUCAACACAAUAGCUCGUUAUAAGCUCCUCUUGAUUUCUAAGGUGAAACAUACUUUCUGUAAUACUUAUGGCUUAGCUUUUUUAUUUGCUUUGCCUUAAACCAGGCAUUUAAAAAUGUAAAUUAUACUCUAGGUGUAUUCACAUUAUUUCAAGGAUGGCUACAUGAGAGAUUAAAGAAUACUGUCAUGGGAAAACAUGUUUUUUUUCCAAAAUGUAUCAGUUAAUAGAGCUUCUCCAACACUGAAAUCUGUUUUUCAAAAACCUCAAACAAAAUUUUGUAUAUUUAAUUUAGUAAUUUUACAUGGGGAUAGCCUCUGAUAAACUUCAGUCACACUUUACUGCUGCGCUGCAAGUUGGAGUGAUAUCACCCCCAGCAGCUAAUCAGCAGAACAAUGGGAAACUAGCAAAAUAGUAGAUAUCAAUAGAUAUCAGAAUAGCACUCAAUAGUAAGAAAUCCAAGUCUGACUUAGGACUCCUCCAGUUUCAUGGGAGUAGGAGAAACCAUAAGUUUGCCACCUGCUGGCUCUUCCUGAAAGCUCAGACUCAGGCACAAUGCACAAUGAGAUGGCUGCCUACACACCAGUAUUACAACUAAAUAAAAUACAUUUGUUGGUUUAAGAAUAAAAUCAUCAUUUGCUAUGUAAACAGUGUAAUUUAGAAAUAAAAAGCAUACCAUAAAAAUCAUGACAGUAUCCCUUUAAACCUUAUUUAAAGAGAAAAUGGACCACUGCUGGCCUUGACUGAGUAUUAUUUCAUAGACUACAUCAGUGUCCCUAAAGAUCGUGUUUUGUAGUUUUUCACUAUUUACUUUAAAGUAGAUACUCCCGCGUGUUUAAAGAUAAACUCAGUUUAAAUAAGGCAUUUAAUAAAUUAAAUGUGUAACACCGACGUAAGGCACAUGUCUGGCCUAUUGAAAGAGUAUUAUAUCCGUCACUUGUUAACGAACUUCUAAAAUGAAAAGAAGUUAGUGAGUAUUUUUAUAUCAGUGAUGUAACUAGUCCCCUCAACCAUGGGAAUAAGACAUUUCUUACAUUUCGGGGCCGCAGUCAUGUUCUCCUUUCUAUGUGAUUCCCAUCAGGCAGGAUCUCCCGGCAGAGGGUCACUGUCGCCUUUGCUCUUUGCCUGUAACAAAGUUGUAUUUGGAUGAGACGGAGCUCACAGUUAAUGGGACUAACUGAGCAAAGCUAAAUAAUAUCCAUCAUUGUUUUGCACAUAAGCUUUCUAAUGUUCGACGUUCCGAACAGAUGUUGAGGAUGAAUCACUUGGAUCAUUGUUUUACUACCUUGGAGUAAAGCAUCAUUUUGUUAACCAUAUGCACUUUUUUUUAGUUACCAUUAAAUAAACAUGAAAUAAAGGAUUUUUUACCCACA
Messenger RNA from Xenopus tropicalis (tropical clawed frog), 4282 nucleotides. RefSeq names its product matrix metalloproteinase 21 like (gene mmp21l). The coding region runs from base 168 to 2018 and encodes 616 amino acids. NCBI's taxonomy places the organism in Eukaryota, Metazoa, Chordata, Amphibia, Anura, Pipidae. The transcript is spliced from 8 exons. Gene Ontology annotation, biological process: proteolysis. Gene Ontology annotation, molecular function: zinc ion binding; metalloendopeptidase activity; metallopeptidase activity. The record is from RefSeq and is a predicted model, not a curated record. Gene Ontology annotation, cellular component: extracellular matrix.